This is a messenger RNA of Planococcus citri (citrus mealybug), 983 nucleotides long. It is a transcript of the gene Pop4, whose product is annotated as ribonuclease P/MRP subunit POP4. The record is from RefSeq and is a predicted model, not a curated record. Gene Ontology annotation, biological process: rRNA processing; tRNA 5'-leader removal. Gene Ontology annotation, molecular function: ribonuclease P RNA binding. NCBI's taxonomy places the organism in Eukaryota, Metazoa, Arthropoda, Insecta, Hemiptera, Pseudococcidae. The transcript is spliced from 5 exons. The coding region runs from base 201 to 914 and encodes 237 amino acids. Gene Ontology annotation, cellular component: ribonuclease P complex; ribonuclease MRP complex.
CUAGUACACGAGUAAACAAAAAAUGAAAAAACUUGUGGACUGAUUAGACUGAUAAAAAAUAUAAAAUAAUAAUUAAAAAUUCUGUACUGAGUGUUUAGUCUAUUGAAAAUUCUAAUUAAUUUCAGAUUUCAGUCUCGGAUAAUUUUGAUGUUUUAGUCGUGAUUUCGAUAGAGAAGCGAUUUACAGAACGAUCAUUUUCCAUGAAGAAAAAUAAGAAAAUUAAGUCUUCGAACAUCACCGGUGUUCUGUAUCAAGAGCUUCCUGCAGAAGUUUUGAGUAUUGCCGGAGAAUCCGAUACAUCAUCAAAUGUUCAAGAUUUCAUUUCUAACUCUCUUCCGCUCUCAGAUUCUCGUUUCGUCUCUGAAGUUCUGAAAAAAACCAAUGUCAAUAUUGAAUUAAAGCAUCAUGAGUUGAAAAAAGUGAAGCUCAGACCCAAAAAAACAGAAUUAUCUCAAAAAGAUCGACGUGCUUUGAAUCUUUACCGUUUACCUAAGACUGGAAUUAAAUACAAGGAUGCAGCUCCUAUGAAUAGGCUGUGGGAAGGAUAUAUGACGAAAUUUUUGAACUUAGAUCAAUUGAAAGGGAAAUCAUGGUACAAUCCCAAAACUGGAAAUUUAUGGGAAUCGGUGAGUUUUACUUUGUUAAAAGCAGACUUUCAUGGAGCAUUAGUAAAAGUAUUGCAAUCGAGGUGCCCGUCGUACGUAGGACACGAAGGAAUCAUAAUUUUCGAUACGAAGUACACUUUCACUAUCAUAGGAAAAGAUGAUACAACUCGAACCGUUCCAAAAUUAUCAUGUAUUUUUGAAAUUUCUGUGAAACAAUACAAGUUCAAGAUUUUUGGAAAAUAUUUUUGUAUUAGAACGGCAGAAAGGUCUACUAAAAAAAUUAAAUCUUCAUUCAUUCCUACCUUAUGAUAUGUAUUAUAAAUUUGUUACCUGUUGUUUAUAUAAUUUCAUUAAAAUAUAAUUUUUCAUUUCGUUAAA